Molecule: messenger RNA, 6767 nt
Organism: Chanos chanos (milkfish)
Lineage: Eukaryota; Metazoa; Chordata; Actinopteri; Gonorynchiformes; Chanidae
Gene: prrc2a
Product: proline-rich coiled-coil 2A
Exons: 17
Coding region: 308-6112 (1934 amino acids)
Biological process (GO): cell differentiation
Source: RefSeq, a predicted model, not a curated record
GACGGACUAAUCCUUCUCUGUAAUGUUUUCUUUUUCCUUUUUCAUUUAAUUUGUGGAAAAAGAAAAAGGAGUACAAGUAAGCCUCACUGCACACAUCCGUCUUCAGUAUUCCCUCUCAGAUUUCAAAGCAGCAAUCAUUUAUUUCAUUUUAUUUACGCUUUGAAAUCGCCAAACGUGAACUGUGGCCGAUAGGAGGCUAACGCUAGCUAGCUAACUUUUAUUAGCUCAUAUUCAGCGAUACAUCCUCGAGACGAGUCGGGACAAGACCAGUCUCAGGGCUCACCAUACUCAAUGAGCGUACAGCGCAAUGUCAGAGCGCUCUGGGCAAACGGCAAAGGGGAAGGAUGGCAAAACCAAGUAUGCGUCUCUCAACCUGUUUGAUACCUACAAAGGAAAGAGCCUUGAAACACAGAAGCCUGUUGUUCCCCCUCGUCAUGGCUUGCAGUCUCUUGGUAAAGUUUCCUCUGCCCGGCGUAUGCCUCCACCUGCCAACCUGCCCAGUCUGAAGGCAGAGAACAAAGGUAACGACCCCAACGUCUCGCUCGUUCCCAAAGACGGCACAGGAUGGGCAAGCAAGCAGGAACAAGCAGACCCAAAGAGUACCGAUGUAUCGUCAGCUCCGCAGCCGGAUUCGCAGCAGCCUGGGGCUUCACAGACGCCUGUAUUGACCCAACCGAGAACUCCCCCCGCUCAAGAGGCCCCGACUCCAGCUCAGGCCGCAGGAGUAAAGUCCUGGGCUCAGGCCAGUGUUACACAUGGAGCACAAGGAGAUGGUGGAAGGGGAUCAAACCAACCAUCGCCAUUCUCUCGCGAGGAAUUUCCCACCCUGCAGGCGGCUGGAGACCAGGACAAAGCUGGCAGAGAACAGGCCACUGCAGAUCAGUGGUAUGGGCCCGGACCAAGCCUCCGCCCCCAGAAUGUUACGAGUUGGCGGGAUGGUGGGGGCCGUGCCCUGGCGCCCACCCCUGCUGGGGAGGGGGUAUCGGAGGGCGGUUCUGGAGGAGCCAUGGUGAUGGAGGGUGCUGCCGGGGCCCCUUCCCUCCAGCAGAACGCGACCUCCCAUGGGCUACCUAGAAACCCUCCCGCCGGCAGCCCCGCCCUGCCUCUCCCCCAACCCCCCGUCGCCCCCCAGUUUGCAGCCUAUAGAGGGAUCAUGCCUCCCUUUAUGUACUCACCGUACUUGCCCUUCCCGCCACCUUACGGCCCUCAAGGGCCCUACAGGUACCCGCCACCAAAUGAGGCCCCUAGAUUCUCUCGUUCGCAGGGUGGACCAGGCCCAGACAGCCGUCCACCUGGGGGUCCUCGUGGCGAGGUUGUGAAACGUCCCUCUAUCCUAAAACAGGACGACUUGAAAGAGCUAGAUGAGCUUGACCAUGAUGGAGAUGAGGGCUGGGCUGGGGCACAUGAGGAGAUUGAUUACUCUGCCAAGCUGAAGUUCAGUGAUGAUGAGGGAGAGGAAGACGGGGAAGAGGAGAGGAGUGAAACUAAGAAUGGCACUCGGGAACCCAGAGAGCAGCAGAGAUCCCAAGAAGGACCCACCUCUGUGCUACGUUCCCGAACGUCUGACAGUGGAGGGGACACACGCCGCACCCCUCCCUCCAGUACUGAUGAUGGCCAGACACCUCCCUCCAGCAAGCCAGCAUGGGCCGAGGAGGGAGGUAGUGGCUGGGGAGGGCAAGGCAGCACUGGAUCUUAUCAGGGACGCAGGCCCGGACUGGGUGGCCCUCGGGAGCAGCCCUCCCCCCCACCAGGGCCACUUCUUGGACAGGGGCCCUACUCCUACUACCGACAGCAGGACCGGCCCACAAACCAGUCGGCAUCCGCUGGCCCUCCCGUGGCCUCACAGAAGCUUCCUGGUCCUCAGGGCCAGCAGCAAACUGGGCCCCUACCUGGCGGCCCCACCCCUCCACCUUCAUCCACCCUGCUUCCCCAGCCUCAGGGAGAGGAUGAAGACGAGGCCUGGCGGCAGAGGAGAAAGCAGUCGUCAUCCGAGAUUUCGGCUGCAGUGGAGCGUGCCAGACGUCGACGGGAGGAAGAGGAGCGGAGGAUGGAGGAAGAGAGGCGUGCUGCAUGUGCAGAAAAACUGAAGAGACUGGAUGAGAAACAGCAACAGCAGCAGACCGUCAAGCCCACUGCCGCUGGCGAGGCUCCCGCCAACAGCCCUAGCCCUUCUUUGUCAGCUUCUGCUUCUUCCCCUAAUGUCAGUCAGCCUCCGUCACCCUGCGUGGACCCUGAAGAGGCCCCCCUCUCGUCCUCUCAGCCUGGGAGCACAGCUGGAGCAGUUGUCAACAGUACUAACAGACAGAGGGCAGGCAGUAACAGCAGCUACGACUCCAACACUGAGUCUCAGCAGCUUCCUCAACCUCCAGCAUCCCAGCAGCCACAGCAGCAAACCUUGGACACAGCAGGGCCUGGGGAAGCCAAAGAGGAGACCGUGGGGGGUGGCGUCCACGUCCGGAGCUCCAGAGGUGGAGAGGACAAUGUUAAGGUGGAGAGUGUUGGUGGAGGAUCAGGAAGACAGGGCAGUGGGUCACUUGGUCAAGGUUUCUCCAAAUACCAGAAAUCUCUUCCACCACGUUUUCAGAGGCAGCAGCAGGAGCAGCUCCUUAAACAGCAGCAGCAAUGGCAGCAGCAGCAGCAGCAACAGCACAACCAAGCCUCAAACCAACUCCAGUCCCAGCCACAGGCUCCACAGGGGCCUUCACCUGGCUCUGCACCUCAAUCUGGCCCUAAGCAACCAACCCUCUACCCACCUGGGUCCAUGGGACGCCCACCUCAUCUUCCAAUGAACUUUGACCCCCGCUGGAUGAUGAUGGGCUAUGUGGACCCACGGAUAAUUCAGGGCCGUCCUCCACCCAUGGACUACUAUCCCCCCAGCAUGCACCCCACUGGCUUGAUGGGACGGGAACGCUCUGAUUCAGGUGGAUCAGGGUCAGAUCCCUUUGAUCGGCAGCAGCACGGAGGACCACCUCAUCCUCAUCGUGGGACACCUCCUAUGGAUCCAAAGUUGGCUUGGGGGCCAGAUGUGUUCCCCGGAGGGGGUGAGGGUCGGGGACUGAGCUCCCCUCUGAGGCAGAAGCAAGCUCUUGAGGAAGAGGAGAUUGGCAAAGGACCAAGGAGCGAUACCCCUCCAGUCCGUAUGCGUGAAGGAGGACCAGGUCCCAUUCAGCAGCCCAAUGCCCCUAACUCCCCUUCAGGCUCCUCUAACCAAACCCCACCACCUGUAGGGACUCAAGUUGGUGGCCAGGGAAGCAGCCAUCUUCCUCAUCACCAGUCCUUCAUGGGUGGACGGGGAACCUACAGCAGCUUCCCUGACACUGGAUCCAGGAUGGCAUCGCACCAGCAGCAAAGGAGCAACAGUGGUGGGACUUUGCAUGGCUUUGGCCAUCAGGAUGAGGGUCCUCAAGGGGGCCAGCAGGGGCAAAUCUGGGGUGCCCUGCACCACCAUUAUGACCGCAAUGGUCGUACUGAUCUCUCUCCUCUAGAGAACAGUCCCCAUGUUCAGCAUCACCAUGCCCCACACCCUCAUCCCUCUCAUUUCUCCCUCCAUCCUCAUAAGCAGGAGAAUGGUAGGGACCGGGAGAGAGUGGGGGAUCCCAAAAAGGGAGACCCCUCACCCCCUCUCCACCAACCGUCCCUCUCCUCCUCCUGCUCCUCCUCCAGCUCCUCUUCCUCAGCCAGAGAGGACGGCAGCGGAAAACAGCUGUUGCAUCAUACCCCUCCGAUUCAGCAUGAGCACGAUUCUGGAACUGUGCAGGGUGGUGGAAGGAAAAUGGACAAAGCAGGAAACGUCCACACACAUGGCCCUCAGUCAUCCCAGCAGCCAGUGCAGCAGCAUCACUCCAAAGGUGGUCAGCGUGGGCGGGAGCACAAGACUGAGACCCAAUGGGGCCCCCGACCUGGGAGCAGUAACAUGGGUGGCGGCUCCGCCCAUAACAGAAAGUCAGGCUCUGGUAUAGGUGGUAACACUGGUGGGGAUGAUUCAACCCAUCAGCUGUCUGAUAAGUCCUCUGCCCAGUCAGGAGGUGGCAACAAGAGGGCAGGACCUAUUAAAAGGCCCGUCCCAAAGGAAAUGAAGAGAGAGGCUGGUGAAGGGGAAGGGGGAGAAAAGACAGUUGGAGGCUCAGGAAAAGAUAAAGAGCAAGACGCUAGCCAAUUAUUAGCCAAGCAAGAUCAGACUUCUGGAUCUCAGUCAACCUCUGCUAAGGAUGACACAGCCCCAUCAGGCAAACCCCGAAAUGGAGGCAAGGAGCGAGCUGCAGGCGGAGGUGUAGGCAAAGGACCUAAAGAUGGAGAUGGCUCCAUUGCAGCGAGCUCCUCAGGUCCUCCGUCCAGAAGGGACAGGGAUCGCUCUAAUGAUAGAGGAGGAAGCGCAGGGGGGACCACUUACCACCCCUCCUCUAGGGGCAGUCGGUCAAGUCGCGGGCGGGGAGAGUUCUACGGACGAGGCAGAGGCUACAGGGGCACUUACACCGGCAGCACAGGAGGUGGUGGCAGCCGCGGAAGAGCAGGCGGCCGGAGCAGCAGAUCUGCAGCUAACAGUGGCUACCACGGGUCUGCCGCACAAGAUUACAGGAGGGAGAUGUCGUCGGGCAGCGGCAGGCACGGACAGGGAGGCUCACACCCGAAUCCUGCACGUGCCCGAAACCGCAGCGAAACCCGUAGCGAGGGCUCUGAAUACGAAGAGGUCCCAAAGAGGAGGAGGCAGAGAGGCUCGGAAACAGGUAGUGAGAGUGCUGCCAGCGACCUUGCCCAUUCAGACAAGGAGGACCGAAAACCUAAUGCCAGGAACGGAACAGGGAAUGACAACCCAACAAAAGGUAGUUCCUCCUCGUCGGCUCCGCCUAGAAGCUCCCAGGCCAGGGUGUUCACCCCAAGAGGUGUGCCCUCAAGGAGAGGCAGGGGUGGAGGUGGUGCCGGAGGAGGCAUCUACAGAAGCGGCGGCAGUGGAGGAGUAUCUGGCGGACACAGAUCUGGUUCUGCUUCUCACAGCUGGUCUUCGAAAUCUUCUGUGGCGGCUCGAAAGCAGCAGGCUCCCUCACAACCUUCCCCUCAGAAAGAUUCAGGCCGUGGAGCAGUUGGGGAUAAGAAGGAGAAGGUAGCAGACCAGAUUCAGUCUCAGGGUACAAAUCCUCCCACGUCCUCCAUUCCCGGUGCACCAACAUCUGUCCAGCCAGGGGCUACUGAAAACGGAGGUGUAGGGGCGCAGCUGCCCUCAACCAACCCCACUACGAAUUCUACCGGCCCUGCUACGCAGACAUUGUCUCAGCCUACUCCAGACGGGCGCGGUUACCCUCCCCGAGGAUUUGAACGUCCUCCGCGCCGUAGACGCCAGGGCCGGUCUCAACAUCAGCAAGACAAGCCUCCCAGAUUCCGACGGCUAAAGCAAGAACGAGAAAACGCUGCUCGGAUCAAUGGAAGUAGCAGGAUCAUCGGGAGCGGGGGCGGACAGCAGCAGCAGCGACCUACUUCGCCCUUACAGAAUUCCAUACAAGAGACAGAUGGUAGUGCACCUAACACAACUGGGGCUUCAGAUGCAAACCACAUUGUCACUGCAUCUACCAAUAAUAACAAUAACAGCAGUCACCUCGGGGGUGGGAACGUGAAUCUCAACAGCCACCAUCAUCAUCACUACCAGGGCAACGCUGGACAGACCCAUCUACAGCACCACCACAACCACAACCCUGCUGGGGGUGCCAAGUCCCCUGAUGUCUCCAACCAGAACUCAGACCAAGCCAAUGAGGAGUGGGAGACUGCCUCAGAGAGCAGUGACUUCACUGAGUUUCGAGAGAGAGAGGGGGGUGGUAAAUCCUAUUCCUCCCAUCACCACCACCAUCCUUCAGGAAGAGUAGGAGGUGGAGGAGGAGGAGGAGGCGGGGGAGGUGGUGAGCGAGAGAUGACGGCGAAAGAAUCGGCCGCUAACAAGAGAAGUUUCUCCAGCCAGAGACCCGGGAUGGAGCGGCAGAAUCGGAGGGUCAAUGCUGGUGGCGGUGGAGGUAGAGGCCCCAGGGGGCCGCCCAGUGGAGGUGGAGUUGGAGGGGGUCCCGGUAAUGGUGGGGCCAGUCGUGGUGAGAAGCGUGGUAACUGGCCCUCUCCCAAAAACCGGAAGUGAAGCGUGUGUGGGGUUUUUUUUUUCUUUUGUUUUGUUUUGUUUGUUUUUGUUAUUCAAAAACAUUUCAAAUGCAUCCCUUUCUUUCCUUGCCCUCUCUGUAGCCCUGUCUCAUAUCUUUUUGUCCUCCUCCCUUAACAUAGUAGCACAUUCUUGUACAAAUGCAUAGCUAAGGAGACAGUGAACACAUUCGUUAUAUUUCCCUUUCCUGUCUUUUUCUUUUUAUCAGCCGUUGUACGUCUCAUUAUUGUAAAUUCACACUGCUCCCUUUCAUGCCCCCCCCCACCCCGCUUCUCCCAGUCUUACUUGGAAUGAUUUUACUCAUACUUGAUCCCAUUUUAAAUGUUAACAUCCUUUGAAUGAAACUUACGAGCAUAAAGACCCAUUACAUGUUUGCAUAUACAAGCACAGUAUGACAUCACCCAGACAUGCAGCGUGUCACACAAUCACACGUUCAUAGUAACAGCUGACAGAUGAGUGGCUUGACAACAUAUGAGAAGAAGGCCGAUGUUUGUCAUGUGCGUCUGUAUUUAUACAACAUUGGGGCGGGUGGGGGAGGGACAGGGUUGUGUACUCAGUAUAGCUGUUCUGGAAAUACUCCUUCAAGGAGGGACUAUGGUGAUUCUUACUUUGUAACGUAGAUUUAUUUCUCCUUUGU